AUCGUCGGCGAUCGACGCGUCUUCGCUCUUCUAUGUGAACUCAUGAUCGCUUCGUCUCUGGCUUGCCUCAACGGCGCCUCCGCUCGCGGGUAGGCACCUAGCCAGGAUGUCUCGCUCUGUCUUCCGACCAGUGCUGGCCAGCGGCACACGCCGCGUCUCGCUUCGUGCAGCUGGUCUCUGGGGCUCCGCUCCCAUCUUGACCCGGCUCGCCGUUGAGUACACGCGAGCGUGGCACGGCACCCUCCGGCGUGACCAGCCGGGUUCUACCUGCCUGGCUCUCACCGUGCCCAAGGCUCGCGCUCUGCAGCUCUGCCACCAUGGCUUGGCCGUGUCUGCCAUCCCAACCCGGUUGCCUAAGCGCAGUGUGGCAGCCUUCGCGACGGUUUCGACGGAACCAGCGCCGGCGACCCCGCCUACCACCCCCUACGCCAGCCUGUGCGUGGGCGUGCCUCGGGAGACGUACCCGAACGAACGCCGGGUUGCCGUGACGCCGCAGAACGUUGCUCUUUUGCUCAAGAAGGGCUUCGCCAAGGUGCUCGUCGAGAGAGGUGCCGGUGCCCAAGCCGACUUUUUGGACGAGGCCUAUGCCACCGCGGGGGCCACCUUGGUCGACGAUGCCGCUGCUAUCUGGAACCAGGCAGACAUUGUGCUCAAGGUCCGAGGCCCCAGCGCCGCUGAGGCCGACAGCGCCCGAGAGGGGCAGACCAUCAUUAGCUUCCUCCAGCCGAUGCAGAACAAGGCGCUGGUGGAGAAGCUCGCCUCUCGAAAAGCGGUUGUGUUCGCCAUGGACAUGAUUCCUCGGAUCUCACGAGCGCAGGUCUUCGAUGCGCUGAGCAGCAUGGCCAACAUUGCCGGCUACAAGGCGGUCCUCGAGGCGUCAAACAACUUCGGCCGGUUCUUGACUGGUCAAGUCACCGCUGCUGGCAAGAUCCCCCCUGGCAAGGUUUUGGUCGUUGGUGCUGGUGUUGCUGGACUGAGCGCAAUCGCCACUGCCCGGAGACUCGGCGCCAUCGUGCGUGGCUUCGAUACCCGGUCGGCUGCCCGCGAGCAGGUCCAAUCGCUUGGUGCUGAGUUCAUCGAGGUCGAGCUGCAGGAAGAAGGCGCCGGCGCCGGCGGCUAUGCCAAGGAGAUGUCCAAAGAGUUCAUCGAGGCCGAGAUGAAGCUGUUCACCGAGCAGGCACGCGAGGUCGACAUCAUCAUCACCACUGCCUUGAUUCCCGGAAAGCCAGCCCCCAAGCUCAUCACCAAGGCCAUGAUCGAGAUCAUGAAGCCAGGGUCCGUGAUCGUUGAUCUUGCCGCCGAGGCUGGUGGCAACUGCGAGAAAACGGAGCCAGGCAAGCUGAUCACCUACAAGGACGUCAAGAUUAUCGGCUACACCGAUCUUCCCUCGAGGCUCCCUACGCAGUCGUCGACGCUGUACUCCAACAACAUCACCAAGUUCCUCCUGUCCAUGGCUCCAAAGGACAAGGAGUUCGGCAUCGAUUUGAGCGACGAGGUCGUGCGCGGCGCAAUCGUCACGCAGAACGGGGAGAUCCUUCCGCCCGCUCCUCGCCCGGCGCCGCCUCCUGCCCCGGCCGCGGCCCCCGCAGCCGCGAAGGAGGCUGAGGUGGUGGCCCUGACGCCCUUCCAGAAGGCCACACGGGAGGUCGCACUGGUGACUGGCGGCAUGGGCUCGGCUCUCGCUUUGGGCAAGCUCACCGGACCGCUCUUCAUGAGCAACGCCUUCACUUUCGCCCUGGCGUCGCUCAUCGGUUACCGCGUCGUGUGGGGCGUCGUCCCUGCGCUGCAUUCGCCGCUCAUGAGCGUCACCAAUGCCAUAUCCGGAAUGGUUGGUGUCGGUGGUCUCUUCAUCCUCGGCGGCGGCUACUUGCCGGAAACCAUCCCGCAGGUGUUUGGUGCCCUGUCGGUUCUCCUUGCCUUCGUGAACGUUUCUGGCGGCUUUGUCAUUACCAAGCGCAUGCUCGACAUGUUCAGGCGCCCGACCGACCCCCCCGAGUAUCCGUGGCUCUAUGCGAUCCCAGGCGUUCUCUUCGGAGGCGGCUUCAUUGCGGCGGCGAGUACCGGUGCCGCCGGUCUUGUUCAGGCCGGCUAUCUCUUGAGCUCAGUGCUCUGCAUCAGCUCGAUUUCCGGGCUGGCCUCUCAGGCAACCGCGCGCAUGGGCAACAUGCUGGGGAUACUUGGCGUGGGAUCUGGCGUCCUUGCCUCGCUCCUGGCCGUCGGUUUCUCCCCUGAGGUCUUGACUCAGUUUGGCGGCCUGGCUGCUAUCGGUAGCAUCCUGGGCUUCUUGAUCGGAAAGCGCAUCACGCCCACCGAUUUGCCCCAGACAGUCGCUGCGCUGCACUCGGUCGUCGGUCUUGCUGCUGUCUUGACCAGUAUCGGCAGCGUCAUGGCCGACUUAGCCCACGUGUCGACGCUUCAUCUUGUCACAGCUUACCUCGGCGUGCUUAUCGGUGGUAUCACCUUCACUGGCUCCAUCGUUGCUUUCCUGAAACUCGCGGGCAAAAUGUCUUCCAGGCCUCUCAUCCUUCCGGGACGGCAUGUCAUCAACUCUGGUCUCCUGGCGACAAACCUUGCCACCAUGGGUGCUUUCGUGACCACGGCACCUGCCUCGCCUCUCAUCGCCGCUGGCGCGCUGGCUGCCAACACUUUCAUGUCCUUCCUGAAAGGCUACACCACGACAGCCGCCAUUGGCGGCGCCGACAUGCCGGUGGUGAUUACCGUCCUGAACGCCUACAGCGGCUUUGCGCUCGUCGCGGAAGGCUUCAUGCUCGACAACCCGCUCCUGACGACAGUCGGCGCGCUCAUCGGCGUAUCCGGCUCGAUCCUCUCGUACAUCAUGUGCGUCGCGAUGAACCGCUCGCUCGUCAACGUUCUCUUCGGCGGUAUUUCGGCCCCGGCCGCGUCCAACCUCAAGAUCGAGGGCAGCGUGACGCAGACCAACGUCGAAGAGACGGCCGAGGCGCUGACCAACGCCGAGUCGGUCAUCAUCGUCGUGGGAUACGGCAUGGCGGUCGCCAAGGCGCAGUACGCCAUCUCGGACAUCACGCGCAUGCUGCGGUCCAAGGGCAUCAAGGUGCGCUUCGCGAUCCACCCGGUGGCCGGGCGCAUGCCCGGGCAGUGCAACGUCCUGCUUGCCGAGGCCAGCGUGCCGUACGAUAUCGUGUUGGAGAUGGACGAGAUCAACGACGACUUCAGCGAGACGGACGUGACGCUCGUGAUCGGCGCGAACGACACGGUCAAUCCGAUCGCGCUGGAGCCGGGCAGCCCGAUCGCGGGCAUGCCGGUCCUGCACGCCUGGAAGAGCAAGCAGGUCGUGGUGAUGAAGCGGAGCUUGGCUAGCGGUUACGCCGAUGUGCCCAACCCGAUGUUUUACAUGCCUGGUACGAGGAUGCUAUUCGGCGAUGCUAGAGUGACGACCGAGGCCAUCAAAGCGGCUAUCGAAGCUCGACUCAAAUAGAAGCUGGAACGGACUGUCUGCGCGUACACCGACUCGUACAUAUCCCGCCAACUCCUAGUUGGAUCUCCUCGCUAGAGCAGGGACACGUUGCAUACAUC
Thermothielavioides terrestris NRRL 8126 is the source of this 3555-nucleotide messenger RNA. RefSeq lists its product as uncharacterized. Gene Ontology annotation, molecular function: NADP binding; NAD binding. The coding region runs from base 107 to 3457 and encodes 1116 amino acids. Gene Ontology annotation, cellular component: mitochondrial inner membrane. The transcript is spliced from 5 exons. Lineage: Eukaryota; Fungi; Ascomycota; Sordariomycetes; Sordariales; Chaetomiaceae. The record is from RefSeq and is a predicted model, not a curated record. Gene Ontology annotation, biological process: NADPH regeneration; proton transmembrane transport.